This is a messenger RNA of Artibeus jamaicensis (Jamaican fruit-eating bat), 5904 nucleotides long. RefSeq names its product lipin 2 (gene LPIN2). Gene Ontology annotation, molecular function: phosphatidate phosphatase activity; transcription coactivator activity. Gene Ontology annotation, cellular component: cytosol; nucleus; endoplasmic reticulum membrane. NCBI's taxonomy places the organism in Eukaryota, Metazoa, Chordata, Mammalia, Chiroptera, Phyllostomidae. The coding region runs from base 136 to 2940 and encodes 934 amino acids. The transcript is spliced from 20 exons. Gene Ontology annotation, biological process: cellular response to insulin stimulus; fatty acid catabolic process; triglyceride biosynthetic process. The record is from RefSeq and is a predicted model, not a curated record.
CAUUUCCUUUCCGUUUUAACCAUGUUACUGUGUUUGCAAAGUUUGUCAGCAGAGCAGCUUUCUGUUUUGAUAGUUUAGAAAUUUGUAUUUUCAUCUUUGAAAAAAGACAUGCUUGUAAGCUAGUUCAGUUUUAAGAUGUUUUACUUAGAAGAUGGUAGUGAAGAUGAGGAGAAGGUUCAUGAAGACUCACCAAACAAAACUGAAGAUGUUUACCAUGGAAAGGCCCCUGCUGGUAUCCUGUCUCAAACCAUGAAUUAUGUGGGACAGCUGGCCGGGCAGGUGAUUGUCACUGUGAAGGAACUCUACAAGGGCAUUAACCAAGCUACCUUGUCUGGGUGCAUCGAUGUCAUUGUGGUGCGGCAGCAGGACGGCACCUAUCAGUGUUCGCCUUUCCAUGUUCGGUUUGGGAAGCUGGGAGUCCUGAGAUCCAAAGAGAAAGUGAUUGAUAUAGAAAUCAAUGGUGAUGCAGUGGAUCUUCAUAUGAAAUUGGGUGACAAUGGAGAAGCUUUCUUUGUGGAGGAGACUGAAGAGGAAUAUGAAAAACUUCCUGCUUACCUUGCCACUUCACCAAUUCCUACCGAAGAUCAGUUCUUUAAAGACAUUGACUCCCCUUUGGUAAAAUCAGGUGGAAAUGAAAGACCAUCUCAGAGUUCUGACAUCUCACACAUCUUGGAGACAGAGACAGUUUUUACUCCAAGUUCUGUGAAAAAGAAAAAACGAAGAAGAAAGAAAUGCAAACAGGAGAGUAAAAAGGAAGACCAGGCAGCUUCCCCUGCUGCAGAAGACACUGUGGAUGUGGAUCUGAGCUCUGAUGAUGACAAGGCAGCCCAGUCAGCAAGAGGAUCUUCAAAUGCUUCCUUAAAGGAAGAAGAAUAUAAAGAGCCUCUGGUCUUCCAUUCUGGAGAUCAUUACCCCUUAUCCGAUGGAGAUUGGUCCCCUUUGGACAACCCAUACUCCCCAGCAGCAUGCCCAAAGAGCGAUUCAGAGUUGGAGGUGAAACCCACCGAGAGCCUGCUCAGGUCCGAGUCGCACAUGGAGUGGACGUGGGGCGGGUUUCCAGAGUCCACCAAGGUGAGCAAAAGAGAGAGAUCUGACCAUCAUCCUAGGACAGCUACAAUUACACCAUCAGAAAAUACGCACUUUCGGGUAAUCCCCAGUGAGGACCACCUCAUAAGUGAAGUUGAGAAGGAUGCAGCAUCCAUGGGAGAAACGGUCUGUACUGUAGUGAAACCCAAACCAAGAGCCCUGUGUAAGCAGAUGAGCGAUGCGUCUUGUGCUUCAGAACUUCUUGAGCCUCUCCUUGAGCCUCAGAUUUCAUCUGUGUUCAGUGCAGACCACCUUCCUAACCCAUCAUUAGUGGAGGCUUCCUCAGAGUCAAAACCAGCAGCUAAAGUAGACUCGCCAUCAAAGAAGAAAGGUGUCCACAAGAGAAGCCAGCACCAGGGACCUGAUGAUAUUUAUCUAGAUGACUUAAAGGCUCUAGAACCUGAAGUUGCAGCUCUCUAUUUCCCUAAAAGUGAAUCAGAUCCUGGCUCCAGGCAGUGGCCCGAGUCUGACACGCUCUCUGGCUCCCAGUCCCCACAGUCCGUGGGAAGUGCAGCUGCCGAUAGUGGCACUGAGUGCCUCUCGGAUUCUGCCAUGGACUUGCCCGACGUCACCCUCUCCCUCUGUGGGGGCCUCAGUGAGAAUGGAGAAAUUUCUAAAGAAAAAUUCAUGGAGCAUAUCAUUACUUACCAUGAAUUUGCAGAAAACCCUGGACUUAUAGACAAUCCUAACCUUGUAAUACGGAUAUAUAACCGUUACUAUAACUGGGCUUUGGCUGCUCCCAUGAUCCUUAGCUUGCAAGUGUUCCAGAAGAGUUUGCCUAAGGCCACAGUCGAGUCCUGGGUCAAAGAUAAGAUGCCGAAGAAAUCCGGUCGCUGGUGGUUUUGGCGUAAAAGAGAAAGCAUGACCAAACAGCUGCCAGAGGCUAAGGAAGGGAAAUCUGAGGUGCCGCCCACCAGUGACCUUCCAUCAAGCACAAAGGAGCCAGCCAGUGGCAGGCCAGCAGAGGAUGACUCAUCCAGUGAUGAAGGGUCCCAGGAGAUUGAGGAGUCAAUCAAAAUGGACCCCAUCCCUAUGGAGCCCCCGAGCCACAGCAGCACAACCUCUUACAAGAAGUCUCUCCGCCUCUCCUCGGACCAGAUCGCAAAACUGAAGCUCCAAGAUGGUCCAAAUGAUGUUGUGUUUAGUAUUACAACCCAGUAUCAAGGUACCUGCCGCUGUGCAGGGACCAUUUACUUAUGGAACUGGAAUGACAAGAUCAUCAUUUCUGAUAUAGAUGGAACAAUAACCAAGUCUGAUGCCUUGGGACAGAUUCUUCCGCAGCUAGGUAAAGACUGGACUCAUCAGGGUAUUGCAAGGCUCUACCACGCCAUCAAUGAGAAUGGCUACAAGUUUCUGUACUGCUCUGCUCGUGCCAUUGGCAUGGCCGACAUGACCCGUGGUUACCUGCAUUGGGUCAAUGACAAGGGCACAAUCUUGCCCCGAGGCCCUUUGAUGCUGUCGCCCAGCAGCUUGUUCUCUGCCUUCCACAGGGAAGUAAUAGAAAAGAAACCAGAGAAAUUCAAAAUUGAGUGUCUAAAUGAUAUCAAGAACCUGUUUGCCCCGUGCAAGCAGCCCUUCUAUGCUGCCUUUGGGAACCGUCCAAAUGAUGUCUAUGCUUACACACAAGUUGGAGUUCCAGACUGCAGAAUAUUCACCGUGAACCCCAAGGGUGAAUUAAUACAAGAAAGGACCAAAGGAAACAAGUCAUCGUAUCACAGGCUGAGUGAACUUGUGGAGCACGUGUUCCCACUUCUCAAUAAGGAACAGAAUUCUGCCUUUCCAUGCCCAGAGUUCAGCUCCUUCUGCUACUGGCGAGAUCCGAUCCCCAAAGUUGACCUGGAUGACCUGGCCUGAGGCAGCUCCUCCGGGAGAUCCUCAGUCUCUUACCUUGCAGCUAGGGAAGGUGAGCGGCACUUCUGCUGGACAGAGGACACUGGGCUCCCAUCCUAGCCUCAGGCACGUGGCAAGACUGGUGUUGACAGCUAGGCAACAGCAGGGACAAGGAGAGCUCCUCGAGCAGAAGCUGCCAUCUCCUUCACCCUUCCAGCUUGGUUGGGUUGCAGCUCAGUGCCCCAGCAGGAGAAGUGAGGGGAGCUCAGACCUGAGGUCAGAGGCCUGAGCUUCUAUCACCGGCCGGUUCUCUCACAUGUUCUAUGUCAGGUUGUGUGCUGGGUGUUCCUUCAAUUGCAUAAUUUAAAAGGAAGAAAAAAAGAAACUAAGAGUGGACCAAAAUAUUGCACAAAGUAAAGUGUUAUAAUUUCCACUGGGCAAUUCAGUGUUUCUCUCUAAAACCAGGGCUUUAUUAAGGGAUCCAGGUCCACUGAACUGCUUUGGGUCUCAUUAAUGAUGUUGAUUCAAACUGCCUGCUCACUUUUCUUCUCUGGGCUUCUCCUUCCCUGCUACUCCGAAACAGGAUGGCUGCUGGGGCCUAGCCCAGGGCCAUUCAUCACACCUUGCAGAUGUGGGCUCCUGGGGAGAAGAAGCCCCUUAGAUCAUCACUUUCUGUCUUGAACCUAGCCAGAGGAAACAGUUUUGAGGGAUAUAUUUGAUGUCUGUAAGAACAGGACUAACAACAGUGGCAGUCGGUUAAAAAGCAGAGGAGAGCUCUGGCUUCAGGAGGGCCUUAGAGAUGCAGCUGUGUACUUGGCUCCUGGGAAUGGUCCUUUCCUCUGCCCUGCUGGCCCCUCAGUUUCUCGGCCUGGUUGGAGUGAGCUGGUGCCAGAGUCUGAGCAGACAGCACCAGGGAAGGCUUCUGUCCCACAAGCUGAGAGAACCCUGAGAGAUGAGGCUGGGUGUUGACAAGUCAAUACUGACGUCUAAAGAACUGUUAGGAGGUUUUCAGGGGACCAAACGUGACCACAGGCUUCCGUGGGUGAGGAAGCAGCAAGCCAAGUUCCAGAGCAGAGUGGGCACCGCAGGUGCAGGCACCGCCCCACUCAGGGUGGUUUUCAUUUCCACAUGCUUCCCCCAUACUCGUACUGGGGGCUCUCCUUGUUUUAGUUUUCUCCACCCAAAAAAUACUAAUGUAAAAAAGGAGAAAUGGGGGUGGUUAUUUGUCCAGAUUGGAGACGCGAAAGUCCCUGUGUAGCUCAGCUGUUUCUCCUGGUGUGGUUGGAUGCGGAAACUGACAAAGGCCCUUGAGUGCUCCUCUCAGCGGCGGAACCUGAAGGCACACGCUUGCUCCAGUGCGGACCGUCCCACCUUCAAUAGGUCAAGGUCUAAUCGUUUAAUGAAUUUACUCAUGUACAGUAGGUUAGGGAAACUAGGUUAUGUUUGAAUGAAGUUCUGCCCAGUUUACUGAAUUAAAUUCCCAGUAGAAUGAAUGGCCAUGCAGUUUCUCGAUCUCAUAGAUGCCAUCAGUGUGUCCUAGACUGUUUGCUUUAGAAGAACAUAAGCUUUAUGUACUUAAUCUGAACCUAGUUGGGCCUCCUUGCACAUGUGCAGUAUGAAAACUCUUAAUGUCCACCAUCUGUAGUCCUUUUUAGGUUGUCCUUUAGAGAGUUUUUGACUAGACAGUUUCUUUUUCUCUGCACAUGUGGGCCUUCUUAGAAGGUUCAACCUGGGAGCCUAGGUCUCCCAGCCCUCUGCUGAGGGCAGCUGGUUUCUUUGUCCCAUUGUUCAUAAGCACAACUUUGUCACUUCACUGCAGAUUGAUCCAGUGGGUACUACGCUAAUUGAUGAGUCUUUUUCCUUAUUUAAAGGAGCCCCUCUUGCUGAAAAGUAGGUGAUUACUAUUGCUAUAGUGUUAUGAAGUAUUAGGUUUGUGCUGAAAAUCCAUUGCCAUUUGGUACAAAUGACAUGUUCUUUCUGUGAAAGAGAGAUGCCCUUGAGUGUGUUAGUACACAGACUCUUAUGAUGGUGAGUGAGUGAAGAAGUGUGAGCCUUUCGCUGCUCUUGGUGAUGGGUGGUAUCGUGGGUAGACCGCAGGCAGAGUGGGCUCUUCUGAGUCAUUUUCUCAGUUGCUUCACUGGUGAAACGGCCACGGGUUGGCCCCUUUCCUUCUUUCCAGCUCAACCUGACUUUAGCAUCUGCCUCGAUGUGCGUGUUAAAGCUCAUGUAGCUGCGGCAUCAACAUCUAUAUCCUCUCCGGCAUUAGGAAGUGCACGUGUGGGCCUGCAGUGUGCCGUGCCACUGUGUGUGUGUGUGUGAGCCCGUGUCUGCUGUGCUGAAACACGUCUGCACAGUUUUCAACUGGAAAAACAAAAAACUUAACUACUGCGCUGUCCUGAAAUGAAAGCUGCUAACAGUCACAGGGAGAACAGCUGAAAAACAACAGCCAAUAGAGGACUGGAAGUGCAGUACUUUUUGCCAGCAAGACCACACUCGGCCCUUCCACAGUGUGUUCUUGAAAGUGCAGGCAAGACCUUUGACAGAUAAAUAAGAAGUCAACUCUUUCUCAUAAGUUGAUGAAAGCAGACUUUUCCAGGGAAUUUUAACAUCUUUUUAAUAUCAUCAUAUUUACACUAGGAAGUCUUAUUUUCCCAUUUUAGAGCAUGCCGCAUUGAAUGAAAGUAGCUAAAAAUCGAGGUCUUGUUUCAAGUAAGUGCUCUUUCCAGGUGAAGACUGUGUUUUGGUUCAAAGGUGGGAAAGGGAGGGGAAACUUCAUUCUUUUGAUUUAAUAAUUACACUCUAUGAUAAAAUAUUUGAUUUUUAGAUGGCAGUGCCACUAAUAAGUUUCAGAUUGUCAUAAAUUAAUUGUAAACAUCAGUACUCUUAGUUAUGGCAAAGACCAUUGUCCGAAGAUAAAUGGUUCAUAUUUUGGUUCAGUGUUUGAUGUUUAAAACAGGAUGUUACAACAAUAAACAAACGUAAACUGAA